AUGGUGCUACGCACACUCCCGCUGCUGCUCGCGGCGUUGAGCGCGUCGACCAGCGCGUCUGUGGAUGUGAGCGUUUGCCGCGACGCCACCUACAGCCUUUCGAUCGAUGCGUCGACACUGUGCGCGGGUUCAGGCUCGGUGCCUGCGGGUUUUAGCUGCCCCAAGGCGGGCGACGUAGCUGUGGCCGACUGCCACUCGUACCUGCCGUCGUAUGUGGACGGAAAUUGCGUGGCGCCUGAGGACGCUGUGUGUCAGCUCGUGAACGGCGACACGUGGGGCUGCGUGCUGCCCACCGUGGGCUGCGACGGCGUCGUGGAGGUCAAACCCAAAUGCGAGACCUGGGACUACGAUGGAGACGACACCGUGGACUUGGACGGCUCUGGAUCGUUCGAUGGAAACGAGGACUACGACGAGAGCUGGUUCGUACAGACGACCGAGCUGCGUGAUCUCUACAACUGUGGCGAAAGGCCCACACCCGCACCGACAACGCCCCAGGUGACGCCGGCCGCCACCACACCAGCGCCCACGCCUGCUGCCACUACGACGGCGCCCACAGCCACGCCGGCUGCUACUACCACGGCUCCUAAGGCCACGCCCGCUGCUACUACGACAGCACCGAAGGCUACGCCUGCGGCUACAACCCCCACGCCGACCCCCGCGGCGACCAACACUACCGAGACACCGUCUGCUACCCCAGCGGCUACUAAAACGACGACGCCUACGGCCACUCCAGCGGCUACGACGCCACACGGAAGCUCUUCUAGCAGUGGCUCCGAGGACGCAGAGGUCGGAGACGACGACACUGAAGUGGGAGACGAUGACAGCACUACCUCGGACUCUUCGCCGGUCCAGAUGUCGGCUGGUGACGUUACCAGUACCGGGGGAAUCGGCGCUGCCACUGUCGCCGGUAUCGCAGUAGCGGCCGCGGUUGUUGCCGUCGCUGCAGUCGCUGCGGUCUACGCCAGGAAGAGACACAUGGCCAACCAGGAGGGCGACGCUGAGGCACGUCAACGCAGCGGGAGCAUCGAGUACGAGAUGGCCUUGACGCCACCCAAUGCGAUCACGACGCCGGCCAUAAUUACGUCCCCCAGAAGUUAA
Phytophthora nicotianae INRA-310 is the source of this 1098-nucleotide messenger RNA. RefSeq lists its product as hypothetical. Lineage: Eukaryota; Oomycota; Peronosporomycetes; Peronosporales; Peronosporaceae. Bases 1 to 1098 code for a protein of 365 amino acids. The transcript has a single exon. The record is from RefSeq and is a predicted model, not a curated record.